Molecule: messenger RNA, 1236 nt
Organism: Daphnia carinata
Lineage: Eukaryota; Metazoa; Arthropoda; Branchiopoda; Diplostraca; Daphniidae
Product: F-box/LRR-repeat protein 2-like
Exons: 5
Coding region: 108-890 (260 amino acids)
Biological process (GO): SCF-dependent proteasomal ubiquitin-dependent protein catabolic process
Cellular component (GO): SCF ubiquitin ligase complex
Molecular function (GO): protein binding
Source: RefSeq, a predicted model, not a curated record
CGUCUGGUAGGGUUUCAAAAAAUAAAAGAAACACGCUCAAGAUCAAAAUGUGUGAAUCACAAUAAUCUUAUUUUUUUAUUAGAAGAAAGUAAAUCGACUUUGUAAUCAUGAGUGCCCAUAAUUUCCAUUAUGAUAUUCCCUAUGAAUCCUCGAACACCGAAUCCUUGUUCACGUUGUGCACGAGAAUUGUUGCCCUAAACAUCACAUCAAAUCUUUCUAUGGCUCAGUUCUUACCAGCAAGUAUAAAAAGCGUACUAGUAACACUGUUAGGGAGGAGACAUUUGUUGACUGGACCAGUUUUAAGAUGCUUGGCCCAUCCAGAUUUAAAGGCAUUGAAUUUGGCUGGUUCAAAAGUGAGAGACUCAACAGUGAGAAUCCUCCAAUGCCUAACAAAGCUGGCAUUGUUGCACAUUCCAGGAAAUGAAAUCUCAACGCAAGGCCUUGUUCAGUUAUUUCCUUAUUUAACUUGUCUUGAAGAGCUAGAUAUCUCAGAUAGUAAAGUUGAUGACCAGGCAUUAGUUUCUCUUACUGAUAAUUGUCCUAAACUUCACAUAAUCAUUCUGGGAAAAUGCCCUGAUAUCACGGAUAGAGGCUUCAGAUAUCUAGCCACAAAACUUCACAACAUUGCUGUCCUUGACAUCUCAUAUACUAAGGUGACAGAUGGUGGUCUGAAGGCUUUAAGCAAAGGCCCUUCUUGCUGCAAGCUGAAAGAGUUGCAUAUAGACGGGUGCCAGCAGUUGACUUCUCUAUGCGGGCCGUACCUGCAAGCUUUCCCAUGCCUAUCGAUGUUGAGCUUCUAUGACUGCCCUGGUCUUCUCAAGAGUGAAUGGUUUGAAAGCUUCAGCUGCGACAAGAAAAAAUUAUUCAAGAAUAUUUCAUUCACGAUCUAGUGAAAAAGUUGACAUUGUUACAUUCCCCCAACAAAGUCCUUUCAUUUCUACUAUUUAGAAAUAGGGAACCAAGAGUUAUUUUGUUUUAUCACUUUUGCAUGCCUUCGAGAGCGUGGCUACUCAUAAUUAUGGGGUGUUUCGUAUACAGAACUCACUCAUGUGUAUUCCCACAUCUUUCUCCUAUACAAAAAAAGGCCUCAUUCUUAUUAUUAUAAAUUUUGGUAAAUUAUGUAUCCUGUAUGAGACUCGUGAUAGCUAGAAAAAAAAAAUACAAUCAAUUUUUUCCUUAACUUCCAUCGGUUACUAUAUAAAUAAAAAAGAACGUUUCGGAUACGAACAGACGGGA